This is a messenger RNA of Cygnus atratus (black swan), 5636 nucleotides long. It is a transcript of the gene EHD4, whose product is annotated as EH domain containing 4. Gene Ontology annotation, biological process: endosomal transport; endocytosis. The transcript is spliced from 6 exons. The coding region runs from base 106 to 1734 and encodes 542 amino acids. Gene Ontology annotation, molecular function: calcium ion binding; protein binding; GTP binding. Gene Ontology annotation, cellular component: cytoplasm; plasma membrane. NCBI's taxonomy places the organism in Eukaryota, Metazoa, Chordata, Aves, Anseriformes, Anatidae. The record is from RefSeq and is a predicted model, not a curated record.
UCCCCGGCGGGGCAGGGCCGUGGGCGGGGAGGAGCGGGGCUCGGCUCGGCUCAGCACGGCUCGGCACGGCUCGGCUGGGCUCGGCACGGAGCUGGCAGCGGCGGGAUGUUCAGCUGGCUGGGCAAGCAGGGCGGCGGGCGGGAGCGCGGCGGCGGAGGCGGCGACGUGGUGCAGACGGUGACCGGGGGGCUGCGGGACCUUUACCUCCGUAAGCUGCUGCCGCUGGAGGAACACUACCGCUUCCAUGACUUCCACUCGCCCGCCCUGGAGGAGGCCGAUUUCGAGAACAAGCCCAUGGUGCUACUGGUGGGGCAGUACAGCACCGGCAAGACCACCUUCAUCCGAUAUCUACUUGAACAAGACUUCCCAGGCAUGCGGAUUGGUCCAGAGCCUACCACAGAUUCUUUUAUUGCUGUGAUGUAUGGAGAGUCAGAAGGAAGCGUUCCUGGAAAUGCCCUGGUUGUUGAUCCUAAGAAGCCAUUCCGCAAACUCAGCCGUUUUGGAAAUGCUUUCCUGAACAGAUUCCUGUGUUCUCAAUUGCCUAACCAGGUGCUGAAGAGUAUCAGCAUUAUUGACAGCCCAGGCAUCCUCUCUGGAGAGAAACAGCGCAUCAGCAGAGGCUACGACUUCUGCCAAGUCCUCCAGUGGUUUGCAGAGAGGGUCGACCGCAUCAUUCUCCUCUUUGAUGCCCAUAAGCUGGAUAUAUCUGAUGAGUUUUCAGAGGCUAUAAAGUCAUUCCGGGGCCAGGAUGACAAGAUUCGAGUGGUGCUUAAUAAGGCUGACCAGGUGGACACACAGCAGCUGAUGAGGGUCUAUGGUGCACUCAUGUGGUCCCUGGGAAAGGUGAUCAACACUCCAGAGGUGCUGCGGGUCUACAUUGGCUCCUUCUGGGCCCAUCCUCUCCGAAACACAGAGAAUCGAAGACUCUUUGAGGCAGAGGCACAGGAUCUUUUCCAGGACAUCCAGAGUCUCCCGCAGAAGGCCGCAGUGCGGAAGCUCAACGAUCUCAUUAAGAGGGCGAGACUCGCAAAGGUACAUGCUUAUAUCAUCAGCUACCUGAAAAAAGAAAUGCCCUCUGUUUUUGGAAAAGAGAACAAGAAGAAGGAACUGAUCAGCAGGUUACCUGAGAUCUAUGGCCAGCUGCAAAGAGAAUAUCAUAUCUCAGCAGGGGACUUCCCUGAAGUCAAAAAAAUGCAGGAGCAGCUGGAGACUUGUGACUUCACUAAAUUUCACUCUUUGAAACCAAAGCUUAUUGAAGCUGUGGAUAAUAUGCUGGCAAACAAGAUUGCCUCCCUGAUGAGCCUGAUCAGCCAGGAAGAAAGCAAUAUGCCCACAGAGUUGGUUCACGGUGGGGCAUUUGAUGGCACCAUGGCAGGACCUUUUGGCCAGGGAUAUGGAGAAGGCGCAAAGGAAGGAGCUGAUGAAGAAGAAUGGGUUGUUGCCAAAGAUAAACCUGCUUAUGAUGAGAUUUUCUACACUUUAUCACCAAUCAAUGGCAAAAUAUCCGGGAUCAAUGCAAAGAAAGAGAUGGUGACUUCCAAACUACCCAACAGUGUCUUGGGGAAGAUCUGGAAACUCGCAGAUUGUGAUGGUGAUGGGAUGUUGGAUGAUGAGGAAUUUGCAUUAGCAAAACAUCUCAUCAAGAUAAAACUGGAUGGAUAUGAACUGCCUGGCACACUGCCUUCCCACCUGGUGCCACCAUCUCACAGGAAACCUUUGCAGACAGCAGAGUGAAAAAUCUUAGGAGAAGAAUGAGGAUUUUGGAUGUCUUUCAAUGAAUGUGUUAAAACUACUGAAAUUUGAAUUUAGGCUUAAAUCUUUAAACCUCACAGCCCAUUUCACGCAAGUUACUGAAAUUAGAAGCAUAGUAGCAGGGAAACAUUUGUGUAGUAGUCCCUGCUGACCUUCACUGAGACAUGCUUAUCACAAGUGCCUUCUAUAGAUCUAUCAUAAUGCGUGGAUGGUAAGGUGAAAAUGUUUCUGUAGUGUUGCUUCCAUAUCUUGCUGCCUCUACAGCCGUAAAGCAGAAAACAAAAGUAUGAAAUCACUGAUCUUCACCAAACCUAAGCACUUAGCAACCAUGGGUUACUCCAAACUAUUUAUUUUAGUUAGUGCAAGGAAGCUCUAAAUGUUAUAUUCACCUGCCUAUGAGAGGAACAUUUUCUACACUGAAAGCAUACUUUAGGCAUCAAGUGAAUGUCAACAUUUCUAUAGGUUAAGAAAAGGCAGAUAUAAAAAGAAAUUUAAGUUUUUAUUCUAUUUUUUGUUGUUCUUAUUUAAUUUGGGAGUAGAGAAAGAGUAAAGUUGUGGCAAGAAUAUUAAGUGCUCAGAAUAUGAGCAGACUUGUUUAUGAGCAGACUUCUUUUAAAACUCUGGUGCUUAUAGCUAGAAAGUACAAAAUAUUAAAAUGAUUCUUUCAGUCUGUCAUCAGUCUUAUCUGAAGAGCUGCUGCUGCAGUUUUGUACAGCACUGUAUACUCAGUAUUAUCUUUAAAAGAACUGAAUCUCCUUUGUUCCUUGGAUUUGGUGUUUCUUUUGAGGUUUCAGUUUAGCUGCGCUGCAAAUUCCUGAAUUUUUCAGUCAGAGCAGAAUGUUUCCAUUGAAAUAAAGUUUCCAUUGAAAUAAAGUCUCAUAUAAUGUUCAGAAAAGGUGCAUUGUUCAAAGUCAGCAUCUUCAAAGCACGUUGAAUUGUCUUGAGAAAUUUUCAUGGGUAUUUAACUUUUAUUUACAGUUAAUUAUACAGGUAUCUAUAUUAUCUUAUACUUUUUUUUUUAAGUAAGGUUUUUUAGCUCUUUCUUUUGCCAGCAGGUAGCUGACAACCACUGAAGAGAGAUUUGAUUGAUAUGGUGGCAGAUUUGAAAGCUGGGGCUACUAACAGAAAUCUUUACAUUGACUGAAAUAAGUUAUAGACUGGUCCCUUCAAAUAUUAUUCCUUUAUUAAAACAAAAAGAAUGGAUUAUUAAUCGUCAUUUUUCUAUUGACAAAAUCAAAUGUUGAACAUAUUGGCUUACUGCUGCUUCCAACUGAUUUUACCAGUACCUUAAAAGAAGGUAUAUUUUUGGUCCUGUGAACCUGUCUUUUGGGGAGGGCCACUUCUUUUCUGAAAUCAAACUUGGCAGUCAUUGUAAGUCUAUGUAUGUGAACAAGAAUUGACUUGUACUCCAUUUGUAGUAUGAAAUGCCCUACAUAUCAAAGGUACUGUAACUUCAGGCACUUUUUCUUUGAGUCUCAGUAAGUAUUAGCAGUAGUGCCUUCUGAGACAGAGCAAGCCAAAAAGUGUUUUAGCAUCUUUGCAGUGGGGGUAGGGAGGGAAGUAAUUUGAAUGUUGUCUCUGAGUUAAGACUUCAGUCACAUUUACAUGUUCAGAUUUGUAGGUGUGAUCUAAGAAGAGCCUCAGCUUUUUCUUCAAAUUGUGUGUUUGUAGGUUGUUGGUCGGUUUUCAUACUUCAAAUCUUUCUGGACUGCUUAUCUUUCUGCAUCUUUUCUAUUCUAAUGUGGAAUUACCAUGAACUUUGCUAGGACUCUUCCAUGUGAAAACAAUGAAGCUAUUUUAAAUGGUGACAGAAGAACACCUUCACUUUGCCAGGCUUCCGGGCCUGUGUCAAGGAUAUCCCAGCACAGUUAAUCAUUCUUGAGGACUUGCUUGCUUUGUCUUAUUCUUAGUUUUUUCUCUUAUAAUUCAAGUGUACCAACUUUAUUUCUGUUAGACCUAUGGUAGGAGCCAAAUUAGCCUUAGUGCAUCUCUGUGCACUUCCGUAGAGCUGUGAAACUUGACCAUGAGUCUACCUGUGUGACCACGUGUCUGCAGAGUAACUGAUUCUCUAUGUAAUUUAUUUUUAGUUGAACAAAAAGUAUUAUAUAGACUUUGCAAGGGGUGUUAAAAAUCAGGCUGUUAGUUUGUGGGUAGUUUUUGUACUCAGUGACAAGUUUGUACACUAAUGACCAACCAGAAUAGCUUUGCAAGGAAAGCCACCAGGAGGAAGAAAACUUGUGUGUUUUGCCUAAUAUAGAGUGGGCAAAGCUGAGAGGAUCUUGGAAGCUGCUGAUCUUCCAACUCUGUUGUACUUACCUUGCUCUUCUGCUGCACAGGGUUCCAGGGUGGGCCUGUGUUUGAAUUCCCACCACGUGUAGCUUCCAGGAGUGAUGCUCCAAGUGUUUUGGAGCCGUGUGAUCCCAUGCCAGUAGAAAUAUCCUUCUGUAGCAAAGGGAGAGGAGCAGGAUAGUUUCUCAGUGAUUUAUAUAAACUUUUUUCUAGUUUUACUGGUAGUAAAAUGGAGAAUACAGCCUUUUUUUCAGACUCUGUGAGAAUGUGCUAACUUGGAUUUAGAGGGGACAAAUUGAAAUGCAUUAUUUUGAUAAUUUAAAUAUUUUCUUUAGAUAUAGUUGAAAUGUUUUGCUCUUUUCCUGCAAGACUUGAAGGGGAAAGGGAAUGCACAAAGCAUGUAUAAGAGUAGAGGUGGAUUCACUGUUGAUCUGGAGGAGUAGGAGCAUUUCAGGACCAGCAUGCAAUGAAUGCCUAUCUAGAUAUGUGGUGCAGUGCACUGGCAUGUUAACAGAGGUCAUAAUUAGUUGAUAGGAAUUCAAGUACAUUUCAUGUGGACUUUAAACUGCAGUUUCAUGUGCAGCUAAACUAAUCUAGUAGAGUGCUGUUGCUCGGGGGAAGCAAUCUGGAUAGUGCUCUGCUGAGUUAGUGAGACAACAUGUAAGGAGCAUGAGGAGGAGAGAAGGGAGCAGGAUUACCUUCUCAUGAAAGUGUGCUGUGGGUAGUUACUGGGAACAGUAGUGUGAGGUAAUCUUUGUUGUUCAUUUUAUGUUGUUAAUAAUCUCUGCUCAAGAAAGAACAAGAUCUUGGAGUGGUUGGCCAUUUUAUGCCAAGGAUUUUGAUUACAAAUGCUGAAGGAUCAUUCAAAACUGUCAAGAAUUCAUUCUGUGAAAUUAGUGCUCAUUGGUGUAGUCUGCUGCUGUAAACCAAAGUAGACACUGCUGCUUUUACCUCUUCUCUAGCUGUUCUGCAAUAGUUUUAAUUCCCAACUGAAAUUUUGUUCCCACAGAAAUCAAUUAGAUUUUUGUUUGGAAGAAAAAAUGUGAGACAACUGUUCAAAACCACACUACAGGGCAGCAAGACCCUUUCAAAACUGUGACAGGUUGAAAAUGGAGAGUUUACAAAGAUCUUUAGGUCAGGAUGAGGUUCUGCUCCUUAGUUAAGAAUGGUGUAGACUUGCAUGGAAUAUGGUAUCAAAGCCGUGGUAUCCAGUCCCUGAUUUUUCAACAUCAUUUAUCUCCAGUACUUGAAGGGCACACUAUUUUUCUUCUCACUUUCUUCCCUUCACCAUGUGCACUCAGUUCGAUGGCUCUUUGUAUUGUUGGAAUUCAAACAGAGAAUUUGAAGUGUAUGUUCUCUUGUGUAUGUGUAACUUAGCGUGGAGAGAAUGAACAUGAACUUCUUGUACUUCACAUGCACACCUUUUCGAAUGCUUUUGUUGAAUACUGUGUUUUCCCCUUAAAGGCACUCAAUUUAUUUUUGAGGGAGUUUGAUCUGUGCAGAGCGCUUCACUUUGUCCAGCUAGGCAAACAAAGCUGUAAGUUCAUUAUUGUUGCACUUUUUAUUACACAAUAAAUUCCUUGCAGAUACUGUAA